Mugil cephalus (flathead mullet) is the source of this 1935-nucleotide messenger RNA. It is a transcript of the gene tmem243b, whose product is annotated as transmembrane protein 243, mitochondrial b. The record is from RefSeq and is a predicted model, not a curated record. The transcript has 5 exons. Lineage: Eukaryota; Metazoa; Chordata; Actinopteri; Mugiliformes; Mugilidae. The coding region runs from base 341 to 694 and encodes 117 amino acids.
AGAUUACUACGGACUUCACUGCACAACAGAUUUACGCACAUUAAAGUGCAAUUAGAAAGAAAAGGUGAAGCCAGAAAUGAGCAGACUGACGUGACUGGACCAGGGACGGGACAGCGACAGCAAAACGGGUGACCCAAACAGCCCACCUGGCCCGGGACCGUCCGUCCUCCACGAUGUCCCCGGCGGCGGCGGCGGCGGCGUCGUCCUGUUCGCGCUGACGGCUUCGUCCCCGGAGCCGUGCAGAGGGAGGCGGCCGGCGGCGGCGGCGAGCUCGCUAGCAUGCGGCACUGGCCCGGCGUUUCCAGGAGGGGGCGGAGCUACUGAGGCCGCCGAGGCGACCAUGGACGACUUCUCCACGCGGACGUACGGCACCAGCGGCCUGGACAACAGACCCCUGUUCGGGGAGACGUCGGCUCGGGAUCGAUUCAUCAACAUUGCAGUGGGCGGGUUCACGUCUCUGGUCGUUCUGCUGACGCUGAUCUGCUCGUUCCUGUUCCCGUCGCUGCCUCCGCGGCCGCUCAACGUCUUCUUCGCCGUGUGCAUCCUGUUAGUCUGCGGCUCCACCAUCGUACUGAUAUUCUGGUACCGGCAGGGAGAUCUGGAGCCUAAAUUCAGGAACCUGAUCUACUACAUGCUGGCGUCCAUCGUGCUGCUGUGUCUAUGUGCCAACCUCUACUUCCACGAUGUCAGGUGAAGACGACGAAGACGAGGAGGAGGAGGAGGAAGAGGAGGAGGAGGAGGAAGAAGGGACGACAUGGCCUUGGUGAAAGGAAGGAGGACAAUGCGUAGAGAGAGAGACACGGACCAACAGAGACGUUUGACCAAAAAAAAAAACACAAACUUUCCUUUUUCUUCUUUUUUUGUUUUUUAAACACGUUUCUCACACUAGCUUGAACCUUGCAAAGGAUUGUGGGACGGAAACCGACCGGUGAGACUUGUUGAAUCAUCAAAAAAUAAUUGUGUAUGAAUCAUGACGUCCUGGAAGCUUCUUUAAGCGAACGUCUUCUCAGAGGAGGAGGAGGAGGAGGAGGAACCGCGACAAAACCGGUUCAAAAAGACAAAUUUAGGACAAUUUGUUUCAUCCAAACUCUAAAAAAAAAAAAAAAAAAAAAGGCCUCGUUCAGACGGGAUCAACGCUGCAGACGGAGCCGAGACGUUAGCGUCAGGUCGGCGUUAAAAACCAUGAACUGCUCAGAAGUUGCUUGAGAUUUGUUUGUAUUUUUAAGUUGGUGGUUGCGCUGCUAACGGCUAAUUCUGCUACGUUUUAAAGGACGAAGAUAAAGAAAUGUUUCUGAAUCCUCUGGAGACGCGAGUCGAGUCUGAGUGGAUCUUACAAACGAUGCGUUCAGGUGUCACGGGACGGAGCGGAUUUUUCCUUCAAACUGGAUUCAAAGAGCGAACUCACGGCUUCUGUUCACGUUUUCUUUCUUUGCUUCUUCCUGAUUCUCUGGAAUUUAUCACGUUAUAAAUUUAAAUGAAUCCUUGGUUGCGUUAAAACCCCUAAAACGUUUGUUUUUUCCGGCUUUAGCACUUUUAAUCCCGCUGCGUUCAGACCAGAGCUUCUAAGUUUGAGAAGAGGAAACACUAUGAAACGUGUUUGGUGGAAAUGAUGAAGACGAGCUGACGAACUCUUCGUUGGUUAAAAGCCAUUAAAACGACGUCGGGUCCUUUUUGGGGCCGAGAACAGAAACGUGACCGAACACCGAGCUUUUCUUUAUCGUCCAGCUUCAAACUGUGAACUGCUUCUUUUAUUUUUCUUUUUUAUUUCUGCAGCUGUAGGUUUUUUUUUUCCCGUACUGUAACUGACACAAAGAAACAGUUUCUACGAAAAACCUCGCCACAACUUUAGGAUUGUCAAAGCCAUAAGUUUCUCUUUUCUUUUCUUUUUUUUUAAUUUAAUAUUUUAUGGAAUAAAUAAUUGUGUACCCUCACUGA